Vigna radiata var. radiata (mung bean) is the source of this 3755-nucleotide messenger RNA. Its product is annotated as pentatricopeptide repeat-containing protein At1g63130, mitochondrial. The record is from RefSeq and is a predicted model, not a curated record. NCBI's taxonomy places the organism in Eukaryota, Viridiplantae, Streptophyta, Magnoliopsida, Fabales, Fabaceae. The transcript has 5 exons. Gene Ontology annotation, molecular function: protein binding. Bases 333 to 2636 code for a protein of 767 amino acids.
UCACUUUUUUUCUUUCUUUUUAUACAUUUAUUUCUUAUUUUAUUUCUCUAUCUCUCCUCCUAAUCUCCCUGUAUCUAAAACAAAAGUACAGAAUUACAUUAAAUCAGGGUAAACCCCCAAAUACAGAGACUUCUGUUUCACCCUUUUAUACAUAAUCCUUCAACUUCAAAAAAUACUUCUUUUGUUAGUUUGUUUAAGAAGACCCUGUUUCAUUUUUUUUAUUAAACUCCUGUUCUUCUAUGUUUUGAAUGUUUUUCGCCGCAGUUAUGCACCCUCUUUUUUACCUUGUACUUGUUUAGUAGUUCCAACUGGCUAUUGAUGGGUGUAUCGUAAUGUCGUUAACAUGCGUUCGUGGAUGUGGUUUGCUUCGCCGCCAACGCCAGUGCUUCAGUUUUGUUUCUUCCUCUGCUUCUUCUGCACUGAUGAUGGAAGACCACGUGUUUGAUGAAAGUCCCAAGUCUUAUGCUAGUUUUGUGCUUGACAGGCCUGUGCUCCAAGUUCCCGCAACAAGGAGGCGUUACUUUCCUUUAGUGUCCAGGGUGCUCAAAUCACUGAGUUGGAGGGUGGCUAGAGAAGUAAGGUUUUGGAGUUGGGUUGACAGUCAUGGGUUUCCUCAUUCAAUAAAUUGUUUUAGGAUUAUGGUUCAUGCGUUUGCUUUGGCCGGGAUGCGUUUGGAAGUGUUUGCUUUGCUUCGAGAUGUUGUUGAGUUCUGUAACGAGGCCAACUACAACACCUUUGAAUUGUUUUCAGCUUUGCUGGAUUCACCCCAUCAUGUUGAAAGAUCUGGCGUAGUAUUUGAAGUGCUUAUGAAAGUGUUUGCAUCCAACUCUAUGUUGGAAAAUUCUCUUAGUGUCUUUGUGAAUGCUAAGAAUGUUGGACUUGAGCCUCAUAUAAGGACAUGCAAUUUCUUGUUGAAAUGUUUGGUUGAAGCGAAUAGAGCGAAGUGUGUUAGAUGGUUUUUUGAGGAAUUGAAGGACCGUGGUCCAUCGCCAAAUAUCCACACCUAUACAAUCAUGAUGAACUUUUAUUGUAGUAAUGCUGGGUGUGAUUCAGAUAUGAGACAGGCUGCUGCGAUUCUAGGGAAAAUAUAUCAGAUUGGGGAAAAACCAACUGUUGUCACGUAUAGUACUUAUAUUCAUGGACUUUGUAAAGUUGGUUGUGUUGAGGCAGCGCUGAUGUUAAUUCGCAAUUUGAACAAACAAAAUCAGCCUCUCAACAGUCAUUAUUUUAAUUCUGUAAUUUAUGGGCUUUGUAAAGUUGGUUGUGUUGAGGCAGCGCUGAUGUUAAUUCGCAAUUUGAACAUACAAAAUCAGCCUCUUAACAGUCAUUAUUUUAAUUCUGUAAUUUAUGGGCUUUGUAAAAGAAGUGACGUGGGUGAGGCUUUGCAAGUUUUUGUAGAAAUGAAGAGGUCUGGGAUAUUACCAGAUGUUUAUAGCUACAGCAUAUUAAUUGAUACGUUCUGCAAGAAAGGGGACCUAAUAAAAUCUUUUGACCUGUUGGAUGAAAUGCAACGCUCCCAGGUAAAACCAUCCAUUGUUAGCUACACCUCCCUCAUCCAUGGUCUGUGCAAGAACAAUCGGUCACAGCAUGCAGUGGAAAUAUUCCGCAGAACUGUUGCUUCUAGUUUCAAAUAUGAUCAGAUUAUUUAUGAAACUUUAAUUGAUGGAUUUUGCACGCAAGGUGAUGUGGAUUCAGCCUUCAAGCUUUUAAAGAAGAUGACCUGCUAUAAUUGGAUUCCUUCUGCUUCUAGUUACCGCAGUCUAAUUAAGGGAUACUACAAACUAGGACUAUUCGAUCAGGCAUUGGAUGUUUUUGAAACCAUGCUACGAAAUGGUAUUUGGCCAGAUACUACCGCAUGCAAUUAUAUUCUUGAUAUAUAUUUUAGGGCAGGUUACUUCAACGUAGCCUUGACGCUGUUGAAGGACUUCGAAGAACAUGGAUGUAACCUCAACCAACAUUCAUAUAAUGCAAUCAUCUGUAAACUUUGUAAAGAAGGUUGCCCAGAAAGAGCAUUGGAGCUCCUGCCUAGAAUGCUUAAAAGGAAUGUACCUCCGGCAUUUGUUAAUUAUAGAACUCUUAUAUCUGGCUUUGCCGAACAGUCAAAUAUAAAAAGGGCUGUGAAGUUAUUCACCAGAAUGAAAGAAGUAGGGAUCACUUUCAACAUUGCCAGAUAUACAAUUCUUAUGAGUAUAUUUAGUCAUAGUGGCAGCAUGCAAGAAGCAUAUGACAUUUUUAAGGAAAUGAAAGAAAGGGGUUUGCAUCCAGAUCAGAUUUCAUAUGCAACUUUAAUAGCUGGCUUUUGUAAUAUUAGAGAAUGGAAAAAGGCCUGGGCAUUAUUUGUAGAAAUGAAGAGGGUAGGCAUAAUGCCAAAUGUAUUUACUUAUACUUGCAUGAUUGAUGGAUUUUGCAAGUCAAACCGGAUAUAUUUUGCCACCUCGCUGUUUCAUGAAAUGAACAGAUAUUCAGUUAUUCCUGAUGUUGCAACUUACACUGUCCUCAUUGCUUGGUACCAUAAGCAUGGGGACAUUGGCCAAGCACAGAAGCUAUAUGAUGAAAUGAAGGAAAAGGGUGUUUUGCCAGAUGAUAUAAUUCAUAAUAUUCUAGGUCUGAAGGCAUGUAAAGUUCAAGAAGGUUAGGCAGCUGUAUUAGGGCUUCCAUCAUAUCCAGCUGAUCUUUGGCCAGAUACAAGUAAAGGAAGACACUGUCUGUAAUCAAUUUCCUGAAGCAAAUGUAGGGUCAUGAUUCCACCUUACCUUUUAAAAUGCUUGCUAGAUGACAGAUUAUGAGCGCUUGGUGUGCAUAGCAUAGGAAAAAACACUUGCAUCAAUGCCUGAUGUUGUUUAUUUUCCAACAUGUGAAACUCCCUACGUAGAGGAUGAAGACCAGCAUGCUCGAUGCCCAAAGUGUUUUAUUUCAAGCUUUUACACCCUUUGCAGAAAAUGCAGCUACACUGGUAUAGCAUUCAUGAGUGUAGAUAUGAAGCUUCAGAUUUUGCAGUAUAGGACUGUCAAAAUUUAAAUCAUUUAAAGGAAGAUUGAAAGCGUAGGGAUUGAGAAAGAGGAAUGAAAUGCUCAGUAUGAAAGAUUGAAAGCGUAGGGAAUUCCAAGCUAUGCCCUUCUUGUGACACUAAUUUCCCGAACUGAAGGUUGCAACAAAAUGAAAUGUGGUAGUUGUGAGCAAUACUUCUGUUACCGCUUCAACAAAGCAAUUGAUCCAUUAAAUCCGGAUGGACAUUUAAGGGAUGGCUCAUGUGAGCUGUUCCCCCGAGAAAUGGCUGAGUCCUGGCAAGAGCGGAAAUCAUCGCCAGGCAGUAGGACGAUUACAUGCCGAGCUUUUACAUGCGUGGCUUGGCAUGUCCUAAUUGUCGUCAAUUUAAUGUAAAGAUGGUUAUAGAGGAAAAACUAAGGCAAAUGUGGUUAAUGGAAGGAGAUAUUUGCAGAUCCGAUGUUCUUGUUCUCCAGAAUUACUCGUGUUUCCCUUUUCAGAGGUGUAUAUAUGUAUGAACAUGUGAUUACUCCAGCACCUGUAUAUUUUCUUUCCGUGGGUAUUAGAACGGUUAUGUUAUUAAUAUUUUAUUGUUUGCUAAUUAUAUUUAAUAAUUUCAAAUGUAUAUAAUAAAAUUAACAACUAAUAUUAAAUUUACCGAACUUAAUUUGAUUAACCCUUAUUAGCUCGUAGGUAUACGGUAGGUACCGAGAACUUAAUUGGAAUAACGAGUUCGUUAUAACAAUUGAAGGUCAAUAAAUGUUUUUCUA